GGUCUCCCGUACCAAACACUACUCCCACUUUUUAAAACACACCCGCCGUUGGCUCUGUGCGCCAUGGAAACUAUACCCAGGAGGACAGAGCCAGCUGACACACAAGACAUGGAAGUUGGUGGAUUUUACUAGUGAGCGUUUGUCUCGACUCAGGACAACCCUGGAUACCGUAUCCUCCUUCCCCACUAUGGACGGGACAGCUGUGUGCUGGAGUAAGGCCAGCGUCAUCAGCUUCAUCAAGGGUCUGGCCUCACCCGUGGGGAACGGAUACAGUAAACCUCCCAUCCCUCCAGUCUGCUGUCCUCAGGGAGAGAAGGGUCCUCCAGCCAUGAUGCCCAUCAGCAUCGACCCGGAGAGCAAACCGGGCGAGUACGUCCUCAAGAGCCUGUUCGCCAACUUCACCACCGUGUCCGAGCGCAAGAUCCGCAUUAUCAUGGCCGAGCCGCUGGAAAAGCCAUUAACAAAGUCACUACAGAGGGGAGAAGAUCCUCAGUUUGACCAAUUGAUAAGCACCAUGAGCUCUUUGGCUGAAUACAGUCUCCCCUCCAUCCUGCGCACUUUGUUCGACUGGUACAAAAGACAAAACGGACUGGAGGAGGAGCUGCACGAGUACCGGCCGAGAGCCAACACCAAGUCCAAAAAUGACGAGCAGCAGAGGGAUUAUCUACUUGAAAGGAGGGAUUUGGCCAUCGACUUCAUCUUCUCUCUUGUGCUUAUAGAAGUUUUAAAACAGAUGCCGCUCUACCCGGUGCUCGACAGUUUGGUGAAUGAAGUCAUUAACUUAGCCUUUAAGCACUUUAGAUACAAAGAGGGGUAUCACGGUCCUAACACUGGCAACAUGCACACUGUAGCAGACCUCUAUGCUGAAGUCAUAGGAGUAUUAGCCCAGUCCAAGUUUCCUGCUGUGAAGAAGAAGUUUAUGACUGAGCUGAAGGAGCUGCGGCAGAAAGAGCAGAGUCCAUAUGUAGUGCAGAGCACCAUCAGCCUCAUCAUGGGGGUCAAGUUCUUCCGAAUUAAGAUGUAUCCCGUCGAGGAUUUUGAAGCCUCUUUUCAGUUCAUGCAGGAGUGUGCCCAUUAUUUUCUCGAAGUCAAGGACAAGGACAUUAAGCAUGCCUUGGCUGGCCUUUUUGUUGAGAUUCUGGUUCCUGUUGCAGCAGCCGUGAAGAACGAGGUGAACGUGCCCUGCCUGAGGAACUUUGUGGACAGCUUGUACGACACCACCCUGGACUUGUCCUCCAGAAAGAAGCACUCGCUGGCUUUUUACCCCCUGGUGACGUGCCUGCUGUGUGUCAGCCAGAAACAGUUCUUCCUUAACAGAUGGCACGUCUUCCUUAACAACUGCCUCUCAAAUCUGAAGAGUAGAGACCCUAAAAUGGCUCGUGUUGCACUGGAGUCCCUGUACCGACUGCUGUGGGUUUACAUGAUCAGAAUCAAGUGUGAGAGCAACACUGCAACACAGGGUCGACUCAACACCAUUAUUACAACACUUUUCCCCAAAGGAUCCCGCAGUGUGGUACCAAGAGACAUGCCCCUUAAUAUCUUUGUCAAAAUCAUCCAGUUUAUCGCACAGGAACGACUGGAUUUUGCCAUGAAAGAGAUUAUCUUUGACCUUCUGUGUGUUGGGAAACCAGCAAAAGCCUUUAGUCUUAAUCCUGAGAGAAUGAAUAUUGGUCUGAGAGCAUUCCUGGUCGUAGCCGAUAAACUGCAGCAGAAGGACGGCGAGCCUCCCAUGCCUAACACCGGUUGCACUUUGCCCUCUGGGAACACACUCCGAGUGAAGAAAACAUACCUGAGCAAAACGCUGACAGAUGAGGAGGCCAAAGUCAUCGGUAUGUCACAGUAUUAUUUUCAUGUGCGGAAGGCUAUUGACAACAUCCUCAGACACCUGGACAAGGAGGUGGGACGCUGCAUGAUGAUGACGAACGCUCAGAUGCUGAACAAGGAGCCUGAGGACAUGAUCACAGGUGAAAGGAAGCCAAAGAUCGACUUGUUUAGGACGUGUGUUGCCGCCAUUCCUCGCAUCCUUCCCGACGGGAUGUCCAAGCCAGAGCUCAUUGACUUGCUCUCUCGAUUGACAAUCCACAUGGAUGACGAGCUUCGACUCAUUGCCCAGAAUUCCUUGCAGAGUCUGCUGGUGGAUUUCUCCGACUGGCGUGAUGAUGUCCUGUUUGGAUUCACUAACUUCCUGUUACGUGAGGUCCAAGACACCCACCAGGGAUUGUUAGAUACGUCCCUUAAAUUACUGCUGCAGCUGCUCACACAGUGGAAACUGACGCUGGCAGCUCCAGGGAAGAGCUAUGACACCACGAAAAUGCACACAGUGGAGCUGCUUCAGAGCAGCUCGAGCCUCAAGAUCCCUGCAGAACGAGGUCCUCACUCCACUGUGCUUCAUGCUGUGGAGGGACUGGCGGUCGUGCUGCUCUGCUCCUGCCAGCUGAGCACCCGCAGACUCGCCAUUGCGAUACUGAAAGAGAUACGAAGCCUCUUCAUGACCAUCGGACAGUCUGAGGAUGAUGAUAAACCAAUGAUAGAGAUUAUGGAUCAGCUCAGCCCCAUUAUCCUGGAGAGCUUCGUCAACGUUGCAGUCUCUGACACAGCCGCCCUGCCAGCUGGUCACCACGUAGACCUUCAGUGGCUCGUGGAGUGGAAUGCGCUGCUCGUCAACAGUCAUUAUGACAUUCGGAGCCCCUCGCAUGUGUGGAUCUUUGCCCAGUCUGUGAAGGACCCCUGGGUGCUGUGUGUAUACAGCCUCCUCCGACAGGACAACCUGCCCAAGCACUGCCCCACAGCCCUCAGCUACGCCUGGCCCUACGCCUUCACUCGAAUGCAGAUGCUAAUGCCGCUGGUAGACCCAAACAACCCGGUGUAUGCAAAGAAAACCAGCACUUCUGGCAGUGGGGAUAAUUAUGUAACCCUGUGGAGAAACUACCUGAUCCUUUGCUUUGGGGUGGCCAAGCCCAGUAUCAUGAGCCCCGGCCAUCUGAGAGCGUCGACACCUGAGAUCACAGCUCCUACGCCUGACAGCGGUGUCAGCUACGAUAACAAGGUUAUCGGGAGCCCAUCUGUGGCUUGGCUUCUGAAGCAGUUGGUUCCACUGAUGAGGGCAGAGAGCAUUGAGUUGACAGAGUCAUUAGUUCUGGGCUUUGGUCGCACCAAUUCACUCAUAUUCAGGGAACUCGUGGAAGAGUUACAUCCCCUAAUGAAGGAGGCUUUAGAAAGAAGACCUGAGAACAAGAAGCGGCGUGAGCGGCGAGACCUGCUGAGGCUGCAGCUGCUGCGGAUCUUUGAGCUGCUGGCUGACGCAGGUGUCAUCAGCGACAGCACAAACGGAGCUCUGGAACGUGACACCCUGGCCCUGGGUGCUCUGUUCCUGGAGUAUGUGGAUCUAACCCGGAUGCUCCUGGAAGCUGAGAAUGACAAAGAUGCAGAGAUCCUCAAGGACAUUCGAGCUCACUUCAGCGCCAUGGUGGCCAACCUCAUCCAAUGUGUACCAGUGCACCACAGGCGCUUCCUGUUUCCACAGCAGAGCCUGCGGCAUCACCUCUUCAUCCUCUUCAGCCAGUGGGCCGGCCCUUUUAGCAUCAUGUUCACUCCUCUGGACCGCUACAGUGACAGGAAUCACCAGAUCACAAGAUAUCAAUACUGUGCCCUGAAGGCCAUGUCGGCUGUGCUGUGCUGUGGGCCUGUGUUUGAUAACGUUGGCCUCUCUCCAGACGGAUACCUCUAUAAGUGGCUGGAUAAUAUACUAGCCUGCCAGGAUCAGCGGGUCCAUCAGCUGGGCUGUGAAGUUGUCAUCCUGCUCCUGGAGCUCAAUGCCGACCAGGUCAACCUCUUCAACUGGGCUGUGGAUCGCUGCUACACAGGCUCCUAUCAGCUCGCCUCAGGCUGCUUCAAAGCCAUCGCCACAGUCUGUGGCAGCAGCAAAAGCUACCCAUGUGACAUCGUGACGCUGCUGAAUCUGGUGCUCUUCAAGGCGUCGGACACCAACAGAGAAAUCUAUGAGAUCUCAAUGCAGCUAAUGCAGAUUCUUGAAGCGAAAUUGUUCGUAUACUCUAAGAAGAUUGCAGAGCAGAAGCCAAACAGCAUCCUCUACGGCACCCAUGGUCCACUGCCAUCUCUGUACAGCGUCUCCCUGCCUCAGCUCUCCAGCCAGCUGGCCAGGAUGUACCCCGAACUCACACUCCCUCUAUUCUCAGAGGUUAGCCAGAGGUUCCCCACUACUCAUCCCAAUGGGAGGCAGAUCAUGCUAACCUACCUCCUGCCCUGGCUCGGUAACAUAGAGCUGGUGGACAGCGGCCUGCUGCUCCCAGUCUUCACACCGUGCACCUCGGUUUAUGACACAUCGAGCCCGAUCACCAGCACAAGCUCAUCACACCUGCUGAAAGGCACCGGCUGGGGCUCCUUACAAGCUACAUCUAUGGUUCUCAAUAACCUCAUGUUCAUGACCGCCAAGUAUGGAGACGAUCUACCUGGACCAGAGAUGGAAAACGCCUGGAACGCUUUAGUCAGCAAUGAGAAGUGGAGCAACAAUCUGAGAACCACAGUGCAGUUUCUCAUCAGCUUGUGUGGUGUUAGCAGUGACACCACCCUCCUCCCAUAUAUCAAGAAGGUGGUGAUCUAUCUGUGCCGGAACAACACCAUGCAGACCAUGGAGGAGUUGAUAUUCGAGCUACAGCAAAUGGAUCCAGUGAAUCCUGUGGUGCAGCACUGUGAUAGCCCUCCUUUCUAUCGCUUCACUGCCACAAGCAAAGCCUCCGCAGCGGCUUCAGGCACCACAUCGAGCAGCAAUACAGUUGUUGCAGGCCAGGAGAGCUUUCCUGACACAGAUGAUACCAAGAUUGUGAAGGAGAAUGAAGAGAGGUACAGUAGUCAGUGGCCUCUUCAAUCUUGUGAUUCAGUGAAGUACAACACUAACAAGACACAUUAUAAGAUUUAUUUUUUUUCUGACCUUAGGCUAAGUCACAUGAUACGAGCACACAACCGUCUGGAAUCACGCUACAGUAACAGUUCGGGUGGAUCCUACGAUGAAGAUAAGAGUGAACCUUUGCCUCCCUAUGCUGAUUGGCUGAUGAUGGUUAUUGAGACCAACCAGCCCCAUGCUCUGCCUAUGCCCCUGAAUGGAGGAUGCUGGGCUCCGCUGGUGGACUUUUUACCAGAGACCAUCACUCCCAGAGGACCACUGCACAGGUGUAACAUAGCAGUCAUCUUCAUGACAGAGAUGGUGGUGGACCACAGUGUGAGAGAAGACUGGACCAUGCACCUGCCUUUACUGCUGCAUGCUUUGUUUUUGGGCAUGGAUCACUAUCGUCCAGAGGUGUUUGAGCACAGCAAACGUCUUCUCCUCCACCUGCUCAUCACAUUGUCCUGCAACAACAACUUCCAGGCCAUUGCGUCAGUCUUACUGCAGACACGUGAGAUCAAUUCCACCAAGACGCUCACCUGCAAACCAAGUCUGCAGCCCGAAUAUUCACCUUCAGGAGGUUUUGACUUCUUGCGGGAGUGUCAGGCAUCUCCUGUGCCGGACUCUGGUCUGAGCUCUUCUUCCACAUCGUCCAGUUUAAGUCUUGGAGGAAGCAGCAACAACCUGCCUGAGAUUUCCCAGGACAUGGAGGAGCUGGUGGCCUCCAGUAAAAUGGAUGAAAAGACGAACAAGCUCAUUGAGUUUUUAACCACAAGAGCAUAUGGACCGCUGUGGUGCCAUGAAGACAUUUCACCAAAGAACCAGAUUUCAAAAAGCACCGGGCAGCUGACGAACUUCCUGCGACAUGUUGUGUCUGUGUUCAAAGAUUCCAAGUCAGAUUUCCACCUGGAGCAGCAGCUCAGUGACGUAGCGCUGCAGACAGCCUUGUGCAGUUCAUCCCGUCACUACGCCGGUCGCUCCUUCCAGGUGUUUCGAGCCCUUCGGCAGCCCAUCUCAGCCCACGCUGUGUCCGACCUGCUGUCCAGGCUGGUGGAAGUCGUUGGUGAGCAUGGAGAAGAAGUGCAGGGCUAUGUGAUGGAAGUAUUACUCACUCUGGAAUCUGUGGUCGAUAACUUGGCUGAAUGUCUCAAGAACAAUGAUCUCAUGGCUAUCCUGACAAGAGCCUCAUCUCCAGAUUUCCUCACCAGUUUCAAGCUGCUGUCCAACAGGAAGAGCACCGGGCAGCUCAAUCUGAGAAGGGAAGAGAGGAGCAGACAUCAGAGGAGCUCUUCGGUUCCUAAGAAGUUCGGUGAGGCAGACAGGUGGUCUGAUCCGCCUCGCAGCGCCACACUGGAUCGUAUCCAAGCCUGCGAGCAGCAGGUGUUGUUAGCAAAGAUCCGCAGCUCGUCCUCAUCUCAGGACAAUGUCACCGAUCCAACAAGCAUCAACCAUCCCACCAACCUGCUGGCCACCAUCUUCUGGGUGGCAGUGUCGCUCAUGGAGUCAGACUUUGAGUUUGAGUAUCAAAUGUCCUUAAGGCUGUUGAAUAAGCUGCUGGCCAACAUGUCGCUGGACAAGCAGGAAAACAGAGAGAAGCUGGAGAAACUGCAGAGCCAGCUGCAGUGGAGCAGCUUCACUGGGCUGCAGCAGCUGCUGUUAAAGGGCUUCACCUCAGUGUCCACCACUGACCUCACGCUGCAGCUCUUCUGCCAACUCACACCUGUGUCACGAGUGCCUGUAGUGGACACAUCACAAGCCAUAGGUUUUCCUUUGAAUGUUCUCUGCCUGCUUCCGCAUCUGGUGCAGAACUUCGACGGCCCUUCACAGUUCUGUCAAGACGUUGCUGAGAGGAUAGCCCAGGUAUGCCUCGAGGAGAAGAACGCCAAGCUCUCCAACCUCGCUCAUGUCAUGACUCUGUAUAAAACACACUCCUACACGCGAGACUGCUUCUCUUGGGUCAAUGUGGUGUGUCGAUAUCUUCAUGAAGCUUUCUCGGACAUCACCCUGAACCUGGUCACUUACAUGGCAGAGCUUUUAGAGAAGGGUCUCCCCAGCAUGCAGCAGACCCUUUUACAAAUCAUCUACAGCCUUCUGAGUCACAUGGACCUGAGUGGAAUUCAAGCCAAACCCUUCAACAUGGAGGUGCUCAAGACAAUAGAGAAAUUUGUCCAGACUGCCCAUUGGAGGGAAGCGCUGAACAUCCUGAAGCUGGUGGUUUCUCGAUCCGCCAGUCUGGUGCAGCCUUCCUUCCCACAGAGUGACCUCUCCUAUGAGGACAUCAGUCGUGUCUGGGAUCGCUCCUCCAAGGCCCUGCCUGGGAAAACGCUGGAUUUCCACUUUGACAUAUCUGAGACACCGGUGAUCGGUCGGCGCUACGAUGAUCUGCAGCGCUCUCCGGGCCAAGAUGUGAAGAGCAGGACCACAGCAGUGACCCGCAGCACCUCCUCGACCUCGUCUGGAUCCACUUCCAACAACGUCCUGGUGCCGGUCAGCUGGAAGAGGCCUCAGUCUUCACAGAAAAGAACACGGGAAAAACUGGUGAAUGUAUUGUCUUUGUGUGGGCAAGAAGUGGGGCUCACAAAAAAUCCUUCGGUGAUAUUCUCCAGCUGUGGGGAGCUGGACCUCAUGGAGCACCAGCCCAGCCUGGUGUCCUCCGACGAUGGGACCCGGGAAGCAGACAACAUGGACGACACCGCCUCAGAGCAGCAGUUCAGAGUCUUCAGAGACUUUGACUUCCUGGAUGUUGAGCUAGAGGAUGGAGAGGAGCUACAGGGAGAGACCAUGGACAACUUCAACUGGGGUGUGCGGAGGCGCUCCAUGGAUAGUCUGGACCGAAGUGACCUGCAGCCCCUGGAGGAGAGUCAGCUGUCCAGCAGCAUGCCGAGCCUCAGCAAGAUCGCCCGAGAAGACUCCGACGAGUCAUCUGAGGAGGAUUCCCUCACCGCCAGCCAGAUACUCUCCCACUCACAGCUUAUUGUCAACCUCUCUCCAACAGCAGAGAGCAGUAGCAUGGACUCUCCCUCUGCCUUUUUUGAUUCAACUUCAGCAGAGUCAACUCCUCUGAACACCAAAAAUCCUAGUUUCGAGGUCCAGCUGCCAGAGGACUCGAAGCAGCGGCAUGAGAUGUCUCAGGAAGACGAAGACGUCAACGUCCACGAAGACGACGUCUCUCUCUGCAUCAGUGAACCGCCCUCUGAAUAUCACUGUGGUGACAGUUUGACUAUGGAUAUGGUUCACUGUGAUUUCAAAGGAGAGCUGGACCUUGACUGCUGCUUACCCAGUCUGGCUGAGGAAGAGAGAGACGACCUGCUGGAGUCGCGUUCCUCACCGCCACCGUCGCCCUUCUUCUCCGCCAUCCUCGCCGCUUUCCAGCCAGCAGUGUGCGACGAUGCAGAGGAAGCCUGGCGGAGUCACAUCAACCAGCUUGUGUCCGACUCAGAUGGAUCCUGUGCAGUCUACACUUUCCAUGUGUUUUCAUCACUGUUUCAGAGUAUUCAGACCAAAUUUUGUUCUUUGACCUGCGAUGCUGUGAGUUACCUCGGCGAUGGCUUGAGAGGAUUAGGGUCUAAGUUCCUGAGGUCUUCUCAGAUGCUGACAUCAUGCUCAGAGUGCCCGACGCUGUUCAUUGAUGCAGACACAAUUAUGUCUUACGGACUUCUGGAAAAAAUGAAAUUCAGUGUGUUGGAACUUCAAGAAUAUCUUGACACCUACAACAACAGAAAGGAAGCAGCUCUCACUUGGCUGAGCAACUGUAAGGACACAUUUCCCAAGAACGCUGGAGGUGCUGUGAUAACAUGUCAACCAGUGGAGCAUGAGGAAAAGCAACUGGAACUCUGUCAAAGACUCUACAAACUCCACUUUCAGUUAUUGCUGCUUUUUCAGUCCUACUGUAAGCUGAUCGAGCAGGUCCAUGCAAUAAGCUCUAUUCCCGAGCUUACAAAUAUGUCUGGAGAGCUGAAUGAGUUGAAGAGCAACCUGAAGAUAGCAGCAGCCUCAGUGACAAACGAUGAGCUGGCAGCCCGUGAGAGUUCCUGCUCUGAGCCCAUCUUCAGCUCCUCUGAGGCUGCAGUUCAGGCCAUCCUGGAGGUUCUGAAGAACAGUGAGUUUGCGACAGCCAUUCGCUACAUUCGUGAGUGCAGAACAAUGUGGCCCAACGACAUCUUCGGCAGCCACUCUGAGGAUGAGGUCCAAACAUUACUAAACAUCUACUUCAGACAUCAAACUUUGGGUCAGACAGGAACUUUUGCUCUGGUGGGCUCGAAGCAGGACCUGACAGACAUUUCUGUCAAGUUGAUGGAACUUAACGGAGAGACUCGGGACAUGAUCCGACGAGCCCAGGGCUACCGAGCCAUCACAGCUUUUCUCCCAGACUCCAGGGUUUCAGGCUCGACUCUCUGAUGGGCGUCUGGCAGCGUGUGACGCCCAUAACUCCCCAGCGCCCUGCGUCAUGCCUAACCUCUCUUUGUGUCUGGGGUAGCUGCUAUCAUCUCAGUGGUUAACAAGAACUAUACUCUCACCUGGGAUUAACCAAACCCACGUCUCUUCUUCUCGUCCGAAUAUAUAUCAGAAUGUCAUCAAAUCCGAUCUUCAACCGUGCAGCAAUACUGUUGUUUCUACACAGAUGAUUGACUUUGCCGUUGUAAACAAAGUUAGACUCUUAUUGCACUAAUAAUAGAAACUGUCACAAGGCGACCACUUGCUACUGAGGUCAACAACUUUCACAUUUAACAUACCAAAGCUAAGUGAUGCUCUUUCUGUUAUGUUGUUUUAAUUGUCAAGGGAAAAUGUGCAAUCCUUCACUGAAGUGGAAGACCUUUGUCUCCUGAAAGAAUGUAUUUGAAUAUCAAAGCAUUGGAAAACAUGAACACUGUUAGUACAGAAAAAGGGAGGCUUCAUUACUUGGCGAAAGUAGUGGGUCUUUUGUGUGUUUGCGUGUGGGUGUAGGUGUAGGUGUGUUGUGAGUGUGCUUGAGGGUGUGAAUUUAAAUCCGACGACCAUCUUAGAUGGAACUAUUGAUACUGAUUUAUGUAAGAGGUUCAUGUUAAACUACUCUGACAUGCUGCAAAUCUACUGUAAUGUCUCCCAAACCUACAUGCUGCUGUGUGGGUUGUCUGUUACUUAAAACAUCUUUACUGUACCUUUUAAUAACUGUGCAGCUUUUAGCAAGUAGGUAAAUUAUUUAUAUUAUAAGCAAGAGAAAAACAAGCUUUUAUCAGACUAGAUUUAUAGAAAACAAAUAUUUUGUUUCACCCAUUAAACCUGCCAAGCUUGCAAAUUCUAUGUACUAUAAAGUGUAAUAGUAAUGUUUAUGAACAAAUACAGAAACUAUUUUAACUAAAUAAUUGUACAUAGUGAAAUGGGGGCUUUGCUGAGACUCAUAAGAUUGUAUUUUUAUGGAGUUACAGUUUGAGUUGCAUGCAGCCUGAGUAGCUACAUAUUUGUAAAGCUUCCACAAGAGUUGUCGUAGCCUCUCGCCUUGUAAAUACUACUGCCUUUGCAAUGUACUGUACUUUGGUGUUCUGUACACUUAUGUAACAAUACAAUAAAACUUACAUUUGUUAACAA
Molecule: messenger RNA, 10465 nt
Organism: Stegastes partitus (bicolor damselfish)
Lineage: Eukaryota; Metazoa; Chordata; Actinopteri; Pomacentridae
Gene: frya
Product: furry homolog a (Drosophila)
Exons: 61
Coding region: 188-9298 (3036 amino acids)
Biological process (GO): neuron projection development; cell morphogenesis
Cellular component (GO): site of polarized growth; cell cortex
Source: RefSeq, a predicted model, not a curated record